AUGUCAGAACAAGACUACAUGACCGCCUUCUGCACCGCCCUCGCCGCCAAAGCCUCGCUUGACCCGGGCCUCCCCGUCCCCAACCCUACAUCCUCAUACUGGCAAUCCUCGCCCCAUGCCCUCUCAACCCACCAAUCCGCUCACCUCCCCUCCACCGUCGAUGUAGCCAUAAUAGGCUCCGGCAUGACCGGCAUCAGCGCCGCGUACCACUUACUCCAACAUCAACCGGAUCUGCGCAUCUCAGUCCUUGAAGCACGUAGUCUGACCUCUGGCGCAACGGGGCGUAAUGGGGGUCAUUGUAAAGAGGAUCCGUAUGAUGAUUACGAGGAUUUGAAGGAGUUAUAUGGUAAGGAAGGUGCGAAGAGGGUUGUGAGGUUUCGAUUGGCGCAGUUGGAUGCAUUGGUGGAUGUGAUGAGGGAAUUGGGGAGGGAUGCGGAGAAGGAGAGUUGUCUGAGGCGUGUAGAUGGAUUGGAUGCGUUUUAUGAUCGGGAUGCGUGGGAGACGGUUAAGAAGAAGGUCGAGGAUUAUCUGGAGGAUUUUCCGGAAGAAAGGAAUGUGUGGAUUGUGCAUGAGGGGGAUGAUAUCAACGAGAGAUUCGGCACAAUCAAUGCAGUGGGCUGCAUCACCGGUCCGGCAGGCGCAAUGUGGCCAUACAAACUCGUCGGCGCAGUGACGAGCCACAUAUCAAAUACGCAGAAAUACCCAAACCUCUCCAUCGAAACACAUACCCCUGUCGGCAGCAUAACAUCUACCGAUCCGCAGGAAGCAAAAUACCCUUUCCUCCUUUCAACUCCCCGAGGAGAUAUGAAAGCUACACAUGUAAUCCACUGCACAAACGCUUAUGCUGCACAUCUCCUGCCCGGUUUGAAGGGCAAAAUAUACCCUAUACGCGGACAAAUGACUCGCCAAAGCGCGCCGCCUGGGUUUCCAAGACUGGGGGAUCGGAGAUCGUGGAUUCUUCAUUAUGAUUUUGGUUAUGAUUAUGUGACACAAUCGCCUUCUUCUUCUUCAUCGACGGAGGAUAUUUAUCUCGGUGGAGGGUUUCUAAAAGCUCUUGUCACGGGUCAGGUGUCCGUGGAGGAUGCUGACGUGGGAAGUACACGAGACGAUCUACAGAAUCCCACGGCAYUAGCCACUCUUCAAGACGCGGUGGAAAAAAGAUUACAGCACGGAAACGGUACGAAGAUCGUAGAUCAAUGGACGGGUGUGAUGGGUUUCACCAUCGACAACAACCCCGUUGUUGGCAAAAUUCCCUAUGAAAUAUCGCGUAGAAGACCGGCUGAUGCCCAAAUAGAAGGAAGGGAAUGGAUAGCUGCAGGAUUUUGCGGCAAUGGGAUGGUGAAUUGUUGGCUUAGUGGGAAAGGGAUUGCGCAGAUGCUGCUCAAUGGAGAGGAGGCUGUUAGGGGCUGGUUUCCGGUUGAUGAAUAUGCGUGUACCACCGAACGGUUAGAAAAGAUGACGUUGGUGGAGAGGUUUUUGGAGUUUGUCAAGGAUGCUGUUUGA
Messenger RNA from Talaromyces amestolkiae, 1503 nucleotides. RefSeq lists its product as uncharacterized. Bases 1 to 1503 code for a protein of 500 amino acids. The transcript has 2 exons. The record is from RefSeq and is a predicted model, not a curated record. Gene Ontology annotation, cellular component: cytoplasm. Gene Ontology annotation, molecular function: oxidoreductase activity. NCBI's taxonomy places the organism in Eukaryota, Fungi, Ascomycota, Eurotiomycetes, Eurotiales, Trichocomaceae.